CCUCUCCGCUGUUUGUUUCUCUCUAUAUUUCAUGUUAGGGUUUAGUUUAGUGAUAUUCUUUCAAUUCCCAAACAAGGUUUUAUGUUCGAUUACUUGUAUGAUAUCCCAAUUCUCUGUUUGUCUUCCCGGAAAAUUUUACCCCAGGAAAAUUGUGAUCAAGGGAACAGAAAUGGGUGAGGAUUGCUCUAGUAGCAAUGAAAAUUUGAGGACUAAUUGGACGCCACCUAUGGACAAUUAUUUUAUUGAACUUUUAAUCGAUCAAGUGCGCAGAGGGAAUAAGACUGGUAAUAUAUUUAGCAAAGGAGCGUGGACAGAGAUGAUUGCACUCUUUAAUGAACAAUUUGGAUUCAGGCACGAGACAGGCGUUCUAAAAAACCGAUACAAAUGGUUGAGGAAACAAUACAAUAACAUAAAGAUCCUUGUCCAGAAUGGAUUUAGGUGGGAUGAAAAGCAGCAGAUGGUAACUGCUGAUAAUCAUGUAUGGGAUGAAUACAUCAAGGACCAUCCUGACAUGCAUUCGUACAGAACCAAAGUUGUACCAUUUUACAACGAGUUGUGCAUGAUAUGUGGGCAUGCAGUUGCCGAUGGAAGAUAUAGUCUUUCGUGUUUCGAUGUAGACUAUGAAAAUGAAGCAAAAGUAUUGGAUGAUCAGCCUCCUGCAAAAGAUGAUCGUAUUAAAAUUGACUGGUCACAGAAAAUGGACGAGUAUUUUGUUCAACUUAUGCUGGAGCAGGUGCAUAAAGGGAAUAAGAUUGGCCGUACUUUCAAGAAUAAAGCAUGGAGUCACAUGAUUUCUCAGUUCAAUACAAAAUUUGGGUACCAACACGGUAAAGUAAUCUUGAAAAACCGUUGCAAUAUUUUGAGAAGGCAGUGCAAUGCCAUAAAGUUUCUUCUUGGUCAGAACGGGUUUAGCUGGGACGAAACACGACAAAUGCUGAUAGCCGAUGAUCAUGUUUGGAAUAAGGUUAUUAAGGCAAGUCGCAACUUUCCGAGGUACAGAAAUAAAACCGUGCCAUUUUAUAUUGAUAUGUGUCUCAUCUAUGGGAAUGAAUCUACUAAUCCAAGAAAUGAUAGUGCUCCUCGGAACUCAAGUUACGAGAAUAGAGCUCCUACUACUAGUGGUGGAAUUGCUAUGCUUGAGGGAUGCAAAGAAACAUUGGAUUGGGGAAGUGACACAAAUUUGAACGGUCAACAGAAAAAACGUCAACUUGAGGUGCAACCAACUUUUCAACCGUCUAAAAAAGCACAAAAAAUUAACGAUGUGGGUAUGGAAGAUGCUAUGCAAGAGAUGGCGGUGGCUGUUACGACAUUAACAAAGAAGAAGAAGAAGAAUGGGAACUGUAUAUCGACAAAAAAUGUUAUUGAUGCUCUCCAGGCCAUACCGGACAUUGAUGAGGACCUCUUGCUGGAUGCUUGCGACUUUCUGGAGGAUGAGAGAAGAGCAAGGAUGUUUUUAGCUUUGGAUGAAACUCUGCGAAAAAAAUGGUUAACAAGGAAACUUCGCCCUUAGUAACUAUACUGAUAUAGCGUAGAAUUGUAGAACUGUUAUUUGAAUUAUACUUAUAUAACCCGGUAAAUAUUUGAUGUGUUUAUCAUAUCUCAAAAUUGGGAUGGUGGUAUUGCUCUUUUUGUUUUGUUGACGAGUUAAGCAUGUGCUAGGUGUUUUGGUCAGUGUGUGAAGGUGGUGAAAAUUGGAGGAGUUCAGAGAAUGCAAUGAUUAUAGUGAAUUGGUUUAGGAGACAAGUUUUAUAUGCCUUUGAUGUCAAAAUUUGAUCUAAAAUGACCUCUAUUUAUUGAGAUGUAAUUUCUCAAAAGAGAAUUUGUAUUUUUAAUAAAUGCCAGGGAGUGUAUUUGUAA
Molecule: messenger RNA, 1857 nt
Organism: Camellia sinensis
Lineage: Eukaryota; Viridiplantae; Streptophyta; Magnoliopsida; Ericales; Theaceae
Product: L10-interacting MYB domain-containing protein
Source: RefSeq, a predicted model, not a curated record